Ceratina calcarata is the source of this 3045-nucleotide messenger RNA. RefSeq names its product integrator complex subunit 10 (gene IntS10). The coding region runs from base 1088 to 2971 and encodes 627 amino acids. NCBI's taxonomy places the organism in Eukaryota, Metazoa, Arthropoda, Insecta, Hymenoptera, Apidae. Gene Ontology annotation, cellular component: integrator complex. Gene Ontology annotation, biological process: snRNA processing. The record is from RefSeq and is a predicted model, not a curated record. The transcript is spliced from 9 exons.
UCGAGACAGCUGCCAGGACGUCCGCUGUUCAUCAUUUCUGGCUUCCAUCGCUCAAAACCGAUUCACUAGAAACUGGUGCAAUUUUCGUAGCCACGUUUUGCAAGAGAGAGAGAAAAAAAGAGAGCGAGGGAAGGCAUAUUUAAAAUGCAGAAAGGCAAACGAUAGCAUGUCAAGAGCUGUCAGGUGGCCGGUUUAAACAGCACAAUGGCUCAAUUCGGGACGAAAAUCCGGCGGUACUCCGACGGAAUCCGGAAAGCCACGAGAUAUACAAAGCCGGAACGCCAUUACCACUUAAGGAAGCUUUGGCCAAAGUUGCAACAGAAUCUGCGUCGUCGGGUAAAGCGGAUUUGCCCACCUCAAAGUGCUCCCCGUUAUAUCUUUAUAAAUGGACCCACUCGAGGCCGUACGGAGGAGAUGACAGCGUCUAUCGCUCACGGGAUUUGCAAUAUCAUAUACCCCUCCCCCCACCCAGCCCCCCGCGCUCUGUUGACUGCACAAUUUUUUUUCAGAAAAUUGCUAUCAAUUGUCCAUUCGCCUUAUUAAAUUUUCAAAUAUAAACUCGUACCUUUCUUAACAAAAUUACUUCCAAGAUUGUUUCGAAUGUGUAAGUAAUAAGAAAUGCGAAACAAUCGUAAGAAAUGUAUUGUAAAAAUGGGUAAAUUGUGAUUAAUAAAUGAAUGGAAACAUGUCUGGGUAUUUUCAUUCACUCGAUCAAUUCUGGGGAUGAGGAUUUGAGAUCAGAAAUCAUCCCUUCUUAUUCUACACGAUCAUCGAUAAAUUUUGAAAGGGCGUUACGCAAAUUGGGGGCCAGCUUCAAAUCAGGCUUAAUUUUUCUUUCCGAUAUGAUAACCGAAAGAUACGAAAAUCCAAAAGGUGUUAAGUAAUAUGUCUAUUAUAUGUAUUUGUACCGCAUGUAUAACUGCUAAUACAGCAUUCAAGGAGCAUAAUGAUCAUCGUGGUGCCAUCUGUAGAUCGUCAAUGUUCCCUUCCUUCAAAUCGUGGACAGAACCAAGUCUGCACAAAUCUGUUUACUACUGUUUGCUGUGCAAUCUCGUUCACGUCUGGAAUUGAAAUAAUUUGAAGAAAUAUGUUGGAGAAAACUUCUGGCGUGGAUAACAGCCAAUUAUCCAAGGAAGAUUAUUUAAUUAUGCGCGCAAAAGAAGCGUUGCCGAUUGACAUUUAUGCAGCCAAAUCCUGGCUGAUUACUGCCAGAUCUUUGUUUCCUCACAGUGCUAAAGUUCAGUUCGAAGCAUAUCGGAUCGAGAAGCUAUCGAAGAACGUGAAGGAGGCGGCUAAAUGUUUCAGCGAAAUAUUUCAGAAUUUUCCAGAUGACCGUGACAUAUGGAAAGAGAUAGAAACAGUGACAUCAUGCCUUCGCAUGGAGCAAUGCGAUUCGGAGGCAGAGUUCCUCUGCCAAAUGUUCCAACACAUACCCCAAGAGCUUCAGCACAGGCUGCUUGUUAUGACAGCUGAUCAUAGCGAAGACACAAUGGAACAUUGUAAAUUAUUGCUGCUCUUGUUACACAGGUUUCCUCAGACUAUUUCCACUCAUGGGCCUCGUCUGGUAGAAACUCUUCUCACUGCUGAGAAACACAGUCAUCCAGGACGUGCAGUCAAUGGUUUCAGAAAGUUGUUGGCCUGCGAUGCAUUGCCCCUUCUCGGUAAUGCACCUGUGGAGCUGAAUCCUAGACUUAGCUUGAGAUUACUCUGUAAGGCUAUUGACUUUUACUUGGCAUAUAUGCAACAACCGCAAGAUAAUCAGAUUCAACAUCCCUGGGACAGACUGUUCCAAGUUGUUGAACUGAUCGGAAAGAAAUUAGAAUGGGAAUUGAGUAACAUAUUUUCACUACCUUGGAAUCGAGACACGUUCUGCGAAAGAUUACACCAAUAUGCGAUCGCACACUCGGCUAAUCUGUGCGAAGAGGUGGUCGGAAGACAAUUACUGAUGUGUAGCAUAGUCGUACUGUUAAGAAUAUUACACGAACAUAACGCGCUUAUCAAUAAUGAUGAAAUCGUGUACUGCUUGGUAGAAGCGUUUGGAGAAUGCAUACAUUCGCCUACAGAACCGGAAUUAAAGAAACGGAAAAGGGAUGAUAACGCUGGAAUCGUGGUAACGAGCGAUGGUGAUUAUAAUGGCAAUGGUUUGGCACUAGCUGUGAAAUUAUGGGAUCUGCUGCACAGUAGCGAAUAUUUACAAAGAGAAACGGGAAAGAUGAUCCAGCAACUACGAUUAGACUCUUUGUUGAAUUCUUUUUUAACAGAUCUGGCGAUGUAUAAAGGUGUACAUCACGAGGUACUAACAAGAUUGUCCCAAGAACCUGGUAGUUUAUCUGUUCAUCUCCGUUUAGCGAGCACGUGUUUUCUUUUAAAAGAUUACAAGAGCAUGUUGGAGUAUAUAGUUUUAGUAAUUGGCGCGCUAUCUACGGUUCCCGGCAAAGUGUCCCAUAAUUUAAUCGUGCCGUGUACGAGACAUUUACAUUAUUUGACUCUCGCACGUUUCCCCGUUAUACAGUAUUGUUGCAGAUUACUUCUUCUAGCGAUAAAGGAGCAUUUUUCUUUACCCGGUGGAGUUGGAGACUUGGCUAUAGGACACGCGUUAGUACUAAUGCAAAUUGACUGGCCACAAGAAGCUAGUACUUUAUCCGCGAUUACGGAAAGGAUUAUCAAUCGUGGAUCUUUUUCUUAUCCACUGUUUCAAGCCUACGUUAUAUGCGUGGAUAUUUUAGAAGAAUUAACUUAUUUAUGGACGGAGCAUGGAGGUGGCGUAUCUCUAGAUAUUGCCGCAGGGUCGGGAGUGUUACAAAAUCGUCGUAUUGCUACCCGUGGAGCGGAUAAAGGAGUACGCGAAGAAGUAAAACAAGCGAUGCGUCGACAGGCAGCACGAGACGGCAUCGAUCCGUUAGACGAAUUGUUACAAAAAUUUAUUAUCAAUGAAAAAGCCGCCAUACUACACAGUUUAAUUAUCCAAUGAAUUACUCCGAUCGUUUCAUUAACAAAUUUUUAGUACGAUUAUCAUUUGAAAAUAUACACAUGCGAUUUUCUUAA